UAAGUUCACUCCUAGAGUUGCACCAAUAGUUAAGGUUUGUGGCUGAAAUAGGGAGAGAAGUGACAGCCAGAGGAAUUGUGUUGCCUUCUCUCGUUCCCUCCAAUUCCCCAACUAAACAACUGGUUGAGGGACAAGCAAUUUCCAAUUCCACACAAUAAAAUUCUAGGGGGCAUAAAGCAUAGAUUUAAGUUGCCACUUGGCCAGGAAGAUGAUCACUCAUUACUUUAUCCGAGGAUGAUAAUUUUCGAUGGGCUAUUCUAUUGACACGUGUUGGUGCACGGCAUGUGAUGGAUUCCUUUUGGUAGAUUCCAUACGAGCUAAUCUAUAUAGGUGUGGUGCUCGUGUGGAUUUGCUUUUGUAUUUUCGUCCUGUAAUUUUCUUCAUAUCCAUUAUCUUUCCUCUGGAGACUAAACCAUGUCGGCUUUUGUUGGGAAGUAUGCAGAGGAGCUGAUCAAGAACGCCAAGUUCAUUGCCACGCCAGGCAAAGGUAUUUUGGCAGCAGACGAGAGUACAGGCACCAUUGGAAAGCGUCUAGCUAGCAUUAACGUUGAAAACAUUGAGUCCAACCGCCAAGCCCUCCGUGAGCUCCUUUUCACCUCUCCGAAAGCUCUGCCCUUCCUCUCUGGUGUCAUCCUUUUUGAGGAAACACUUUAUCAGAAAACAUUUGAUGGAAAACCCUUCGUUGAAGUCCUUCAAGAAAACAAUGUGAUUCCAGGUAUCAAGGUGGAUAAGGGUACUGUUGAGAUUGCUGGCACCAAUGGUGAGACCACAACUCAAGGGUUUGACUCCUUGGGAGCACGAUGCCAGCAGUACUAUAAAGCUGGCGCACGUUUUGCAAAGUGGCGUGCCGUGCUAAAGAUUGGCGCCAAUGAGCCAUCUGAAUUGUCAAUCCAGCAGAAUGCACAGGGCUUGGCUCGUUAUGCAAUCAUUUGUCAAGAAAAUGGACUUGUUCCCAUUGUUGAACCUGAGGUUCUAACAGAUGGACCUCAUGAUAUUAAAAAAUGUGCUGCGGUCACAGAAACUGUGCUUGCAGCAGUUUACAAGGCACUGAAUGAUCACCAUGUUCUACUUGAGGGCACCCUUUUGAAGCCUAACAUGGUCAUUCCAGGUUCUGACAGCCCAAAGGUUUCACCCCAGGUGAUAGCAGAAUAUACAGUUGCUGCACUUCGUCGAACAGUUCCCCCAGCAGUGCCGGGGAUUGUGUUUUUGUCAGGAGGUCAAAGUGAGGAAGAGGCAACGCUGAAUCUUGAUGCAAUGAACAAGCUAGAUGUGUUGAAGCCAUGGACACUGUCUUUCUCAUUCGGGCGAGCUCUGCAGCAAAGCACACUUAAGACAUGGGCAGGAAAGAAGGAGAAUGUUGCAAAAGCACAAGAAGCAUUUUUAUCGAGAUGCAAAGCUAAUUCUGACGCCACCCUUGGAAAGUAUACUGGAGGAAGUGCUGGUGGGUUGGCUUCUGAGAGUUUGUUUGUUAAGGAUUACAAGUACUGAAGCGUUUAUGUUUACUGAGACUUUAUUUCUCAUCUAUUGGGUGGUCUCAGAUUAUAUAAAUUAUAAUUACAAUGACUUGUACUAUUGUUCUUACAUGUACUCAAUGACUAAUUCCGCUACCAUAUUAAUUAUUAAUAUAUGUAGUCAUU
Molecule: messenger RNA, 1637 nt
Organism: Durio zibethinus
Lineage: Eukaryota; Viridiplantae; Streptophyta; Magnoliopsida; Malvales; Malvaceae
Product: fructose-bisphosphate aldolase, cytoplasmic isozyme 1
Biological process (GO): glycolytic process
Molecular function (GO): fructose-bisphosphate aldolase activity
Source: RefSeq, a predicted model, not a curated record